GGACCUCCAAUUUUCGAAGCGUACAAUCUCUCUCUCUCUCUCUCAAACGUUUCAGUUUCAGAAAAGAGAAAACUGAGAGGCAAGAAACAACUUUCUCUCAAAUGCAGACGAGUCGGUUACUCUCCUUUUCCUCUAACUCUCCGAGUUUUGGCAGCUUCUCCUCCGCCGUAGACCUCGCCGCAAUCGCCUCCCGAGUCGUCGAAGAAUUCAGAGAUCAGGAGCAGACACAACCCGACUCUCACCACCGCGACGACGAUAAUGAUUCCGAUUUCGCUUUCGAUUGUCUAAGCAACACGUGUUCUCAACCUCUCGCUACCGCCGACGAGAUUUUCUGUAACGGUCAGAUCCGUCCGUUGAAUCCGUACGGUGGCGGAAUCGGAAAUGCUCCUGUAGAAUCUCAACCGAGUACUACUCUCCUCCCUCGUCGUCAUAGACCGGCGUUGAGAAAACUGAUGAGCGAGGAUCGAGAUCCGACUUCGAAUUCUUUUUCGGAAGCUGAAGAGGAUCUAACCGGAGUUCCGCCGGAGACGUACUGUGUAUGGAAACCAAAACAAUCGAAUUCCGGAGAUGAUGAUCUUCAAGGUCUCUCGUCUUCUCCGUCACGAAGCAAAAUCAAAAGCCAUUCAGCUGGAUUCUCGAAACGUUGGAAGCUCCGGAAUCUUCUGUACGUUAGAAGCAGCAGCGAAGGAAACGAUAAGCUCGUGUUUCCGGCGCCGGUUAAGAAGGACGACGAGACUGUGUCCGAUCAGGAACCGCCGUCCAAGGAGGAAGGAAAUGGCGGCGAGGAAGAAGAAAGGGAAAGGGAAGAGACAAAACGACAGACGUAUGUGCCGUAUAGAAAGGACAUGAUUGGAAUAUUAAAAAAUGUGAAUGGGCUAAGUCGUCAUUUACGUCCUUUUUGAUGGUGACGUGGCUCUCCCAGACGCGGACUUUGGGUGGGCUUCGGUUUCUUUCUUUUUCCUACUUUUUUUUUUCUUUUUUACUUUUAUUUAUUUUCUCUCUCAACCUUUUUCUUUUAUUAGUUUCCGAGAAAAUCUUGAGUGUUGGCGAGAAAGUAAAUAAUUUUAUUUUCGAAUAUUUUUUAAAAUUGUCGGUUUAAAUAGAUAAUGUAUAAGUUGUUUUGGUGGUUUGAUUAUUGGAAUGGAGGAGACUAAUAGUGGUUUUAUUCGUUUA
Arabidopsis lyrata subsp. lyrata is the source of this 1173-nucleotide messenger RNA. RefSeq lists its product as uncharacterized. The transcript has a single exon. The record is from RefSeq and is a predicted model, not a curated record. Bases 102 to 902 code for a protein of 266 amino acids. NCBI's taxonomy places the organism in Eukaryota, Viridiplantae, Streptophyta, Magnoliopsida, Brassicales, Brassicaceae.